UUCAAUCGUGUCGCGCGAGCUGCCACCACGACCACCACUCGAUUCCCGUCGUGACUCUCGCGAAGACGUGUGUUGUAUCCGCACCUUACGUACGCUCAAGUAUGGCUCGUCACUUUGCUCUCCUCGCUGCUUUCUGCUGCCUGAAUUAUGUUACCGCGCAACAAAAUGCCGUGGUGAACGUGGACAUCUACUACGAAUCGCUCUGCCCGGACAGUAUCUACUUCAUCACCAAGGAGCUUGCUCCGGUUUACGAUGAGUUGAAAAGUUUCAUGAGAGUCAACCUCGUCCCCUUCGGCAAAGCUUCGUGGGUACUCGGUGACAGACGACGACCAACAGAAUUUCAAUGCCAGCAUGGACCAAGCGAGUGCUAUGGCAACAAAGCUCAGGCGUGUGCUCUUUACGCGAUUCAGCAAUCGACUACUGGCGAACAGCAGCAACACCAAAGUGUCAAAGUCGUCAAUUGCAUCAUGAGCAGCAGAUAUCCCGCUCGCGCUACAGCUCAGUGCGCGCAGGAUAAUGGAUUGAGCCAGCAGUCGUUAGACGUUCUCAAAAACUGUAUGAGGGGCGAUCUCGGCGAUCAGCUUCUGAUCAAUAUGGGCGAGCGGACCAAAGCUUUCGAAUCGCGAAUCAGCUUUGUACCCAGCAUCGCUAUCAAUGGAGUGAAGAAUCCGUCGGCAUUCAGGAAUUUCGCCCGCGUGGUGUGCAACGAGAUCCCGCAGGAUCAACGGCCAGAAGUCUGCAGGCACGUCUAGGUGCGCGCAGGCGCAUGAAUCUCAAAUCGACUACGCACCCGUGUAGCCGAGUUAUUUACAAAUGUACAAAACACACGUCUUUGCUUCUUCCAUUCUAACAGAAAAAUACCGCUUGGUUCCAUUAAAGUCUUGUGUUCUUACAAUGAUGCUUUUGUUCUACUUCUCCGGUCGUCGGGUUGGAGCGAACCAAGGACAACAACAACACGCUCCGUACGAAAAGACGCCUUUGAAUCAUCGAUUAAUGCAUCGGACUG
This is a messenger RNA of Phymastichus coffea, 1006 nucleotides long. Its product is annotated as GILT-like protein 1. The record is from RefSeq and is a predicted model, not a curated record. The transcript is spliced from 5 exons. Lineage: Eukaryota; Metazoa; Arthropoda; Insecta; Hymenoptera; Eulophidae. Bases 102 to 752 code for a protein of 216 amino acids. Gene Ontology annotation, molecular function: oxidoreductase activity, acting on a sulfur group of donors, disulfide as acceptor.